AUGGCGAAUCAAAUGCCGAUAUACAGUCAAGUGUUGCCGAAGUCCCAGUAUCGUGGUAAGAAUUCGAAAUCGAGUAGGUCCCAAAUGGGGACUAGAGACUUUGAUCCUUUGAAUUUCAAUAAUGGCGGGAACUUUCUGUCGCCGACAGAUAAAGGCGAGAAAUGCGAUAGACCGGAUAGAGGGGAUAGAGUAGAUAAAGAGAGAAAGGAUAGGAGGGAAAGGUCAAGGGAUGAAGCGAGUAGGUCUAGGAGAACACAGAACAGGAAUGAGGUGAGCGAGAAUAAGGUGGAGGCGUAUCUAAGGCAGAAUCAGGUGAACAUGAGGCAGCAACAGCACAGACAUUCAGCAGUCAGGCAGGCUGAGCAUAGAGUUAAUUUAAGAUCUCUACAACUAAACGACGUUGUGUCCACCCGUGGACACGAUAGGACCCCGACUGAGAAGCAUCGGGGUUUCCCUGGAGAUAAGGACAACACGAGGGAACACCGUCGUGAGAGGGACAAAGACAGAGAUAGAGACAGGGAGAAUUACGAUUUUGACGGUAAGCCUUUUUGA
Messenger RNA from Diatraea saccharalis (sugarcane borer), 552 nucleotides. The record is from the annotation of a GenBank genome assembly. NCBI's taxonomy places the organism in Eukaryota, Metazoa, Arthropoda, Insecta, Lepidoptera, Crambidae.